This is a messenger RNA of Danio rerio (zebrafish), 1120 nucleotides long. It is a transcript of the gene tmco1, whose product is annotated as transmembrane and coiled-coil domains 1. Gene Ontology annotation, biological process: endoplasmic reticulum calcium ion homeostasis. Gene Ontology annotation, molecular function: calcium channel activity. The record is from RefSeq and is marked provisional. Gene Ontology annotation, cellular component: endoplasmic reticulum membrane; membrane; Golgi membrane. Lineage: Eukaryota; Metazoa; Chordata; Actinopteri; Cypriniformes; Danionidae.
ACAGUAAUGCUGACGCUGCUACAGUAAAGGGUUCAGCUGUCUGAAAGUGUUAUCCAGUAUUAUUAUCAGACUCCCAAACAUAUCUCCAAAAUGAGCACAAUGUUCGCAGAUACGAUCCUGAUCGUUUUUAUAUCUAUUUGUACAGCACUAUUAGCGGAAGGAAUAACAUGGGUUCUGGUGUACCGCACAGAUAAAUACAAGAGGCUAAAGGCUGAGGUUGAAAAGCAGAGUAAAAAACUGGAGAAAAAGAAGGAAACCAUUACAGAAUCAGCUGGGCGUCAACAGAAGAAAAAGAUAGAGAGACAAGAAGAAAAGCUGAAGAACAAUAACAGAGACCUGUCCAUGGUCCGGAUGAAGUCAAUGUUUGCCAUUGGCUUUUGCUUCACUGCUUUGAUGGGCAUGUUUAAUUCCAUCUUUGACGGACGUGUUGUGGCCAAACUUCCAUUCGUCCCACUGUCAUAUAUCCAAGGUCUAUCCCACCGCAACCUUCUUGGUGAAGAUUACACCGACUGCUCCUUCAUCUUUCUCUACAUCCUGUGCACCAUGUCAAUCCGACAGAAUAUCCAGAAAAUGUUGGGUCUCGCUCCGUCCCGUGCUGCCACCAAACAGGCUGGAGGGUUUUUAGGACCUCCUCCACAAGCAGCUAAAUUUUCAUAAACAUUCACAGACAGUGAGGUGAUUAAACGAAAGGACGAGACACUCAGCUGUACACUGUGUGAUCAGAUAUGAAUGUGAGAGUCAGCGUGUGCAGCUUCCGUUACCUGUGAUGAGCACAGAUGUCAUUUACAUCGUCUUGUUUGUGUGCAUAUUUGUUGUUGUUUGUUUGUUUUUUUAAAUAGGCAAAGUUCUAACUUGUCUGUUGUUUAAUUUCUAAAAGAGAAAGUUUUAGAAGUAGUUAUGAAUUUGAGUCUUAAACAUUAUUCUGUAAAAUCUUUUUGUUGCUCUGAAGGCUAAAAUAUUCUGUUCUAAUAUUAUUAUUUUAUGAUUGACUACAAGCAAUAUUAAUAUAACAUUCAUACUUGAGAAUUAUUUGACCCAUGGAUUAUUAGAUUUUUGUUUUUGAUUGUAUAUGUAAGUUUUAUUUAAGUUAAAUAAAGGGUUUUCAUCCGUUUUGACCUCA